Messenger RNA from Olea europaea var. sylvestris, 821 nucleotides. Its product is annotated as U4/U6.U5 tri-snRNP-associated protein 2-like. Gene Ontology annotation, molecular function: cysteine-type deubiquitinase activity. The record is from RefSeq and is a predicted model, not a curated record. Gene Ontology annotation, biological process: protein deubiquitination. The transcript has 4 exons. Lineage: Eukaryota; Viridiplantae; Streptophyta; Magnoliopsida; Lamiales; Oleaceae. The coding region runs from base 1 to 534 and encodes 177 amino acids.
AUGGAAACAAGUAGAAUGCCAUUCUUGAUGCUCGGAUUGGACUUGCCGCCACCGCCUCUUUUCAAAGACAUCAUGGAGAAAAACAUUAUUCCACAGGUUCCUCUUUUCAACAUACUUAAGAAGUUCGAUGGCGAGUCUGUGACUGAAGUUGUGCGGCCUCGUUUAGCAAGGAUGAGAUACCGAGUUACGAAACUGCCUCAGUAUCUUAUUCUGCACAUGCGUAGGUUUACUAAGAAUAAUUUCUUCGUGGAGAAAAAUCCUACGCUUGUUAAUUUUCCUGUGAAGAAUCUAGAACUGAAGGAUUAUAUUCCUCUACCUGCCCCCGGAGAGAACAAGAAGUUGCGGUCUAAGUAUGAUUUAAUUGCCAAUAUCGUUCAUGAUGGUAAACCCGGUGAAGGAUCGUACAGGGCAUUUGUUCAGCGGAAGUCAGAAGAACUAUGGUAUGAGAUGCAGGACCUUCAUGUAUCAGAAACAUUGCCCCAGAUGGUUGCGCUCUCUGAGACAUAUAUGCAGAUAUACGAGCAGCACCAAUGACCUCUAUUUUUUAUGCAUUUACUCGAGUAGCAGGCACAAAAGCUCUCAAUGUUCUGAUAUUCAUGAAUUGUUGUAGCUUGUUUGCAAAUAGUGUUGUGUACUUGUUCGUUGGCAGAAUAAGAGCAUGUACCUCUGAAAUUUUUCUUUUUAUUGGUAUCCCUUUUGAAUUUUGUAAAUGAGCGGAGCAUUUGCAUCAGUUGAACGUAUCAGAAGUUGGCUUUCCGUUAACAGACCGAGAAGAUUUGCUUGUUAGAUGAUUCUUUAUCCAUUUGUUCGUCGUUUGAUUC